GUUGGAUGCCAAUCAGAAGCGUCGACUAGUGAGUAUCAGAUCGGAAUCAGAUAAUUCACCACACAAACAUGAGAUUUCCUUUCCUGCCAUGGGCUCCGCUGCGGAAACCCGCGCGGGCAUCCGCGUGUGCGCGCGCUUUCGCCCGCAGAAUAAGCUCGAGCAGAAGCACCAGGCUGUGGAGUGUGUUCACCUGGAAGAUGGCACUGUUGCGCACGUGCACAGUGAAGCCCGCGGCGCGUCGGACGAUCACACGUUUACCUUCGACCAAGUCUUCGGGACCAAAUCCUCACAGCUGAAUGUGUACGAAGCGACAGCCAAGCCGCUGGUGGAGUCCGCUCUACGUGGCUACAACUGCACAUGCUUCGUGUAUGGCCAGACGGGGUCGGGUAAGACCUUCUCUAUGGAAGGAGUACCAGGCGACAAGGACUAUGAGGGCAUCAUCCCUCGUGUAAUGGCCGAUAUCUUUGACGGUAUCCAGAACAUGCAGGCAGACCUCGAGUUUAUUGUACGCGUAUCGUAUAUUGAAAUCUACAUGGAGAAAAUCCGCGAUUUACUCAAACCUACGUCGACAAACUUAAACGUGCGCGAAAGUCGUGAACGCGGCGUGUGGAUUGCCGGUGCUACUGAGGUUUGUUGCGCGUCCGCGGAGGAAAUGCAGUCCGUGAUGCGAUUGGGAGGUGCGAAUAGAGUCAUUUCAUCCACAAGGAUGAACAGUGAAUCCAGUCGAAGCCACUCUGUGUUUAUCAUCACAAUCGAGCAGCGAAAUACCGCGACAGGAUCAAUGAAAAGUGGGAAAUUAUUCCUGGUCGACUUGGCAGGAUCGGAGAAAGUAGGGAAGACCCACGCUAAGGGGCAGACGCUGAAGGAAGCGCAACACAUUAACAAGUCGCUCAGCGCCUUGGGUAGUGUCAUGAACGCACUUACGAGUGGUAAUGCCAACACGCACAUCCCGUAUCGUGACUCAAAGCUGACUCGGCUAUUGCAAGACUCACUUGGAGGUAAUUCUGAGACGACGCUGCUGGUGUGCGCUAGCUCUAGCAGCUUCAAUAGCGAAGAGACGAUGUCCACUCUCCGAUUUGGUACUCGGGCAAAGAACAUCAAGAAUAAGCCCAAGGUAAACGAAGAACGAACCGUGGCAGAGUACAAGAUUCUUGUAGCUGAAAAGGACAAGCGCAUUGCCACAUUGGAAGCCCUUCUACGGGAAGCCAAAGCCGGUGAUGGGGAUGAACCCGUCGAUUCUACUGCUGAAGACCAGCUGAAAGUAUUUGCAGCUAAAGUGGAGGAACUGGAAGACGAUCAAGCGUCCAAAGCAGCAGAAAUCGCUAGCUUGGAAGACCGAUGUGUUGAAUUGGAGGCGAGGAACAAAGAUCUCGAGGAGAAAGGACGUGAAGUUUCUUCAAUUGUUAGCCGAAAUGAAGAUUACACGAAGAAACUGGCAUUCCUGCAAAGUGAGCUCGAGGCAAAGGCAACGGAAUGCGAAGAGCUGAACCAAAUGCUGACGCGCCGGAAACAGUCUAGCCUGGCCGAGACACCUCCAUUAUCAACAGCUAGUACUGUUAACAGCGACGUCCCAAACGAUGAAGACAGUGAUAAAGGUGCUGUUGACUCGUCUUCAAUGCCUGUGGAGCAUUCAGAGGGCAGCUCGGCACUGGAAAACGAGUUCCUCCGUCAGCAGCUAUCUGCAAAAACUAACGAGCUGAAGCUUUCAACGCUGCGUGCUGAUGAAUUAAUGAAGGAGUUAACUAGCUGCCGUCGUGAAUACGAUGCUCAGAUUGAGGAGCUGCAAGAGAAAUUACGCAAAUUCGAUGUCCACGUUCGUGGGCUUGGAAAUCAAACGCCGCAGCUGAAUUCGCUAGCUACGAAAACAAAGAUGUUGCGCUCUGUUCGUGGCGGUACUCGAUCAAACUCGCAGGACAUGAGAUUGGAUACGAAGCCUCAAGACAAUACUGGAUUAGACACGUCGCCCAGUGAAUGGGAGUUGGAUGAUGAAAUAUUCCCUGUUGCACCGAUCGAUAUGGAGUCUGAGGUCGUCCAGCGCUUGCUUCGAAAUAUGCCCGAACGAGGCCGUAAGAAGAUAUCAAAGUGGCUGGGCUUCGUGCUUGAAGGACGAGAUAUCCGCUCAAACUUCCACCCAGAGAUUUCAAUUAAAGGAAUCAGCGAAGAGGCUAAUCGGGACAUGAGGCGAUUGAUCGUUCCGUUGCUGAAGAACCGCCACGACCUGAAGGUUCAAUCCUAUGUACGAACGCGUUACGUUCGGGUCUCAGACUUGAAAAUCGCGCUGGAUCAUAAGCACAAGGACGAAGUGAGACUUGAAGCUUCAGGUGAUGACGCUGCUAGUGACGAUGGAACCAGUGAAGGCACCAAUGUAGCAUACAAUUCAUCGCUGGUGUGGGCUAAAGGACACCUUUUCUACGGGCCAAAGAGCGACGCCUCCAGUACAUCAGUACUUCACGCCAGCAGAGUGCUGAUCCCUUCAAAGGGCCGAUUUACGUCUGAGCCAGUAGAACUUGGUUCCAGUAUCACCGAAUCGAAGUCAAUGUUGGAGGCACCGCGCAGAUCUUCGAAGCUAAGCCGCAAGCCAUCGCUUCCGUUCGAUGCCUUCAAUGCUCCUGGAUCGAAUUCAAGCAGUGGGGGAGUAUUCAGUCGAUUGCGCACGAAGACCGGAGUGGGUGCUAUGCUUGGUGAUGUCAAGACGCGCCUUAAUGCUCGUUACCAUAAGAACCACGUCCAUGAAAAUGCUCUAUGCGAUGGUUGCGGUAUGAGUCCCAUUGUUGGUGGCAAGUGGAAGUGUAACACCUGCGAUAACUACGAGUUGUGUGAUGGUUGCUAUGCUGCUGGUAUCCACGGCUUCGAAGUCAGCAACGAGUUGUGUCGCCACGUGGAGCAACUUGCGGUGCAGAAGCAUCGCCUGCUAGGUAAUUAUCCAGAACUCUUCGAACUCUUCCGUCGUCAUAUCUGUCACGACAACGUCAUCCAGUUCCGGCGCGUUGUGGAGUGGCUCUGCGCAAUUGUAUCGGGUGCACGUUCGCAAAAGAUCUAUCACAAGAUGAUCGUGAAAAGCGGACUCCACCCCGACAUUCGAUCACGAUUAGUGGCUCAACUUGGCGCGUUGGCUAGCGAACGCACUGACAUUUCUUUGAAGACCGAAUGGUUUGUAGAGAUGACUCCAGAGGAAGAAGCCGCGAGCUCGGACGAUGGUGCGGUUGAAGCUUCGCCUGUUGAGCUGGAUGGGGACAAACUGUCGCCGACGUCUUCGAGUGUUCGAUUGGAGACAUUGCGGAUGUAUCUGACAGAUGCGUCCGGCUCACAGCAAAGUAAUGAGCCUGGUACUCCAGGUGCACUGUUGGAUUUAUUAGAUCCGUCAUCCAGCGCCGACGCUGAGUCGUCUCAGCCACCGACCUUACGACGAACUGUCAGCGCCACCGAGGACGAUCGAGUAGGUGAGUUGCCAGACAUGCCACGGAAGCAGUCGCUGGACUUGCCUAUGCACGGCAGCCAGCGCGUCAAGUCGGUCACGCAGCUGAACAUGUAGUGUUUCCUUGCGUAUUUUUUUUACUGAAUGAAAUGCACCAUGGCGCGAGUAUCUUUG
Molecule: messenger RNA, 3589 nt
Organism: Phytophthora nicotianae INRA-310
Lineage: Eukaryota; Oomycota; Peronosporomycetes; Peronosporales; Peronosporaceae
Exons: 1
Coding region: 89-3532 (1147 amino acids)
Biological process (GO): microtubule-based movement; mitotic spindle organization
Molecular function (GO): microtubule binding; microtubule motor activity; ATP binding
Source: RefSeq, a predicted model, not a curated record